This is a messenger RNA of Toxotes jaculatrix (banded archerfish), 2284 nucleotides long. It is a transcript of the gene slc37a2, whose product is annotated as solute carrier family 37 member 2. Lineage: Eukaryota; Metazoa; Chordata; Actinopteri; Toxotidae. Gene Ontology annotation, cellular component: endoplasmic reticulum membrane. Gene Ontology annotation, biological process: glucose-6-phosphate transport; phosphate ion transmembrane transport. The transcript has 18 exons. The record is from RefSeq and is a predicted model, not a curated record. Gene Ontology annotation, molecular function: glucose 6-phosphate:phosphate antiporter activity. Bases 502 to 2001 code for a protein of 499 amino acids.
UUCGUAGCGCUCCGUCUGGAAAAUCGCCUGGAAUAAAAAGUCUAAUAAUAAUCAUUAUUUUCUAUUAAUAACGGACGCCGUUAUAAGCGUAUUACAGCUGCACGGAGGUAGGCUGGCUUUCCUUCUCGGUGUAUAUAUAUAUACCGGACAGCCGCACAGUAUGGAGAACUGCUGUAUGUUUACGGACUGUAUCUCUUACCACGAAGCAGAGCUACUGCGGCUUUAUUCUUUUAGCAGCUAGCGUUUACUUUAAAUCCGUGGCUUUAUUUUACUAGGUACUAUUAAACAAGUAAGCGUCUCCUUUACACCGGGCUAUAACCCACUCUGCGUGACCUGAUUUCUACUAUUACAACCCGUUGAUGGACAGCCUCUGUUAUACAACUGUAGUUAGUUAGCUACGAGCAGCCCGUUGGUGCCUUAACUACCUCAUCUGUAAAGGAAUGCCUGGAACCAAAUUGUGAGUGUUUCUGUGUGAAGCCUGACUGCAAGUUUUCAGCGAAAAUGAAAUCGCCCCUGGCUCCCGGCAUACGACUUAUCACAUCGUUUUCCCGAGAUAGUUGGUAUCGCGGUUUCAUUCUUUUCCUCACUUUCAUCUUCUACACAGCCUAUCAUCUGUCGCGGAAACCUAUCAGCAUUGUAAAGAGUGAGCUUCACAGAAACUGUUCCACAGUCAUUCGGCCAGCAGACCUCAACGUAACCAAUAAUGCCACCUGGUGUGACUGGGCGCCCUUUGACCAAGACAACUAUCAGACACUCUUUGGGGUUUUGGAUAACUGUUUCCUGAUUGCCUAUGCCAUUGGCAUGUUUUUCAGUGGGAUAUUUGGAGAGCGCCUGCCUCUGCGGUACUAUUUAAGUUUUGGGAUGCUGAUGAGUGGAUUGUUCACAGCUCUGUUUGGCCUGGGCUUCUACUGGAACAUCCACUCAUUGGCGUACUAUGCCUUCAUCCAGGUCAUGAACGGGCUGGUGCAGACCACCGGUUGGCCUGCAGUGGUGGCUUGUGUCGGCAACUGGUUUGGAAAGGGGAAGCGUGGGUUCAUCAUGGGUGUCUGGAACUCCCACACCUCAGUAGGAAAUAUCUUGGGCUCCCUCAUCGCAGGAGUCUUUGUCUCCACAGCUUGGGGAAUGUCCUUCAUUGUCCCAGGGAUCAUCAUCGCCACCACCGGGAUCCUGUGCUUCUUCUUCCUGGUUGAGAAACCUGAAGACGUUAACUGCACUCUUCCUCAGCACCAUGGGGAUCAGGAAAGCGGUGAAGCGGAGCCUCUCCUGCAGAAUUCACCCCACGUUGACCGAACCAUCAACAGUGUUAUCUCCACUGACUCUCCGGAAGUUGUCGAGGACCACACCCAGGCCAUUAGCUUCUGCGGGGCUCUCAGUAUACCUGGAGUGGUGGAGUUCUCUCUUUGUCUGUUGUUCGCCAAGCUGGUCAGCUACACUUUCCUGUACUGGCUUCCUCUCUACAUUUCAAAUGUUGCACAUUUUGAGGCAAAAGCAGCAGGAGACAUGUCGACACUGUUUGAUGUAGGAGGAAUUGUGGGAGGCAUUAUGGCAGGCCUUGUGUCUGACUACACCGGUGGUAGAGCGACAACUUGCUGCUUCAUGUUGGUUGCUGCUGCCCCCAUGCUUUUCCUCUAUAAUUACAUUGGACAAAGGAGCCUUGGUACUACAGUAGGUAUGCUCCUGGUCUGUGGAGGCCUGGUAAACGGACCAUACGCCCUCAUCACUACUGCUGUAUCUGCUGACCUGGGAACACAUGAGAGUCUGAGAGGAAACUCCAGGGCAUUGUCAACAGUGACAGCAAUCAUAGACGGGACUGGUUCAAUAGGAGCUGCAUUGGGUCCUCUGUUAGCCGGGCUGAUCUCUCCCACUGGCUGGAACAAUGUCUUCUACAUGCUCAUCUCUGCUGAUGUCUUAGCAUGCCUGUUUUUGUCCAGGCUUGUUUAUAAGGAAGCUCAGGGUUGGUGUGGGCGUGCGUCUCGAGUCAGAGGGUUCAAAGAAAUCUGAAUUACUUGCACAAGUAAACUGGGAGCCAAACAAACAAGAGAGGAGAACAAUGCUGGAACUGACCUCACUGUACACGGAACAAACUCUUUCCAUUGUGGCUAAAUGGAAAGGCAGCAAUCAGGGGAAGAUCCAGGGCACUAAACAAACGAUUGUAACCUUCUUCUUAUUGUAAAACUGCAAGAAAUAUGUCUUAAUGGAAACAAAGUUUUUUUUAUGACUAAUCUUACUGAUUUUGACUAUUUUCAUAUUCUUUUAUCAUUAAAGUGUACAUACUGUGCCUUUU